AUGUGGAGUUUAACUCUCCCCCCUAAAGUUAAGCUAUUCUCGUGGCUUCUCGUUCGGAAAAGACUGCAACAGAAUUUUGAUGGCAUUGAGUGGCUGGCUUCGCUACCUCAUACCAAGGCUGCUGAUGGCCCAAAUGCUCUUUCCAAAGCUCUUCUUCUAUGCUGGCAGAUCUGGGAAGCCAGGAACAACUGCAUUUUUAAAGACAUCAAUCCACACCCAGUUAGAGUGCUAAAUGUGGCUGGUCGCAUUGGGCUAGAUUAUUGGAAAAUUAACUCUUGCCCUCCUCAAAAAUCUAUUGGAAAGGUUAACAUCAAGUGGGAACCACCGCCGCUGGACUAG
Prunus armeniaca (apricot) is the source of this 339-nucleotide messenger RNA. The record is from the annotation of a GenBank genome assembly. NCBI's taxonomy places the organism in Eukaryota, Viridiplantae, Streptophyta, Magnoliopsida, Rosales, Rosaceae.